AUGUCUGAAGCACUUUCCUCGCCGUAUCCGCCUGGUUUCGACUCGUACAGUCUUGAUUUUCUCAAGCAACAGCAAAGCCUCGACUUCUUCUCGUUCCAUUCGCCUUCAGACAUCCUCGCACCACAUCCCGAUCUCUUUGAGUCUGAUAUUGACUCCAAUUUAGAGGCGUUCGAUGAUCAGCUUCAGCUCCUGACCGUUGAUUCCAAUUCCGCCUACUCUUUCCUCAGAUCAGAUCCCCACGGGCCUUGUGGACCUCUCUCCACCAUAACAGUCUCAUCUGACUCGGCUUAUGAUUCCCACUCUGAGACCUUUUACAGCGACCACGCCUCUUCCUACCAAUCCUUUGAACCUCAUCAACAGAAUCCCAACCCAUUCAUUGACUUUGACUUCGAGAUGGACUUUCAGCAAAGAGUUCGUGUUGGAUCAGAGUAUGCCGCCGCGCAGCCCAGCAUCUUAGACGACUCUGCUGAUCCAACCUCCUUUGGCGCUUUACCGCCCACUCCGCCUCGCAGCCCAGCCCUGCCCCUCGCUUCAGUCAAGUCGUAUGAGAAACCUUACCCCAACCGUACCAGCUAUUCCGACUAUGGCCCACCAAGGCGCAACUCAAUCGCCGCAGACUAUUAUUCUCAAAUUGGCUUCAACCCCUCGGCUCUUCAUCCCUCCAUCUCUCCAUUGCAUCCGUCCACUCAACUUCCCCCGGUAGCUUCAGUGGCCCAUGCUCGUUCUUCUGACGAGUGCAAAGGUGACCCAAGAAAGAAGUACAAGUGUGCUGCAUGCCCGCGUGCAUUUGCGAGGGCUUAUAAUUUAAAGACCCACAUGGCGACGCAUGAUCCUAAUAGGCUCAAGCCCCACAUCUGCCCCCAUCGUUCUUGUGGUCGUUCGUUUAGCAGGAAGCAUGAUCUUGGCCGUCAUCUCAUCAGUAUCCAUCGUGAUGAAUCCGUAACUUCCUCGCAAUCAGUUUCCUCAAAGAAGUCGAUCGGUGUGGAGAAUGGUCCCCGUGGCUGGUGCGAGACUUGUGGCAAGGGUUGGGUUGGACGUAACCCUGAGUGCAACUGCCUCGACGUGAAGUAGAUGCACAAUCACAUUCCUAACCAAAUAUGCUUUCCUUUGCGCACUCGUCUGCCAUCCCCCACUCGUUCGGCUCCGCAGUCGGUUCUCGUAUCCAUGCCCCCUCCGGAUUCCCUCACCUGGAAUCGCUGUCGCGCCACGCGUCAUUCGUUGUAUCACGUUUCGUACCGCCAUUUUUUGCAAAUCUUGGCCCAGUGACGACGUGAUCUCGAUAUGAAUUUCUCUGCUAUUAUAUCUGUGUUGCUUUAUAUCCAUUUUUUAUAUGUGGAUGGACUCGCCGUUUGGAUAGCCUUGUUGUCCCUUGCCCUCCUUGAUCAUCUAUCUGCUUUUCUAUAUAACUAGUUCUUGUAUUAUUUCUGUGCCCUACAAACAAACAACUCCCACUGAAUAAAUUCAACUUCGCGUAUA
Messenger RNA from Laccaria bicolor S238N-H82, 1476 nucleotides. RefSeq lists its product as uncharacterized. The transcript has 3 exons. The record is from RefSeq and is a predicted model, not a curated record. Bases 1 to 1071 code for a protein of 356 amino acids. Gene Ontology annotation, cellular component: nucleus. NCBI's taxonomy places the organism in Eukaryota, Fungi, Basidiomycota, Agaricomycetes, Agaricales, Hydnangiaceae.